UUGUUUACACAUGUGUAUUCCCAUAAAUAUUUAAAUAAAUAUAAUUCUAGUUGGGAUUUUAAGUUAAAGCUUUAAGCUAAAUUACUCAUUGAAAUUAAUAUGAAAUAUAAUGUGUACUAAACAUGAUGAAGAUUACGAAAUAUUGUAUAAAAACUAUUAUACAUUUCCCGACUAAAGUUAGGUUAUUUUCGUUAAUGUCUAAAACAUGCUGGAACUUUGAAUUGUGUUCUUUUCGGUUUAUAAUGGACUCUGCAAAUUCAAGACUGUUUACUGUGCUCGUAGAAGGUAAUAUAGGAAGUGGAAAAACUACUUUCUUAGAGCAUUUUAGACAAUUUGAAGAUAUAACUCUGUUAACGGAACCAGUAGAAGAAUGGCGUAAUCUCAAAGGCUGGAAUCUUUUGGAUUUGAUGUAUAGAGACCCUUCAAAAUGGGCGAUGACUUUCCAGGCGUAUGUGUCUCUUACUAUGCUGGAAAUGCAUCGCAGACCGACAAGAACCCCCGUUAAAUUGAUGGAACGUUCUAUCUUUAGUGCAAAGUACUGUUUUGUAGAACAAAUGAAGAGACUAGGCACACUACAUCCUGCACAAUUUGCAGUUCUAGAUGAGUGGUUUACAUUUAUCAACACAGAGAUUCCAGUUGAAGCUGACCUCAUAGUGUAUCUUAAGACUACCCCAUCUAUAGUUUAUGAUAGGAUUAAAAAACGGGCUCGUUCAGAAGAGCAGUGUGUUCCACUGACCUAUAUAGAGGAACUACAUAAACUACACGAAGACUGGCUUAUUAAUAGAUCUCAUGCUGACUGCCCAGCACCUGUAUUAGUAUUAGACGCAGAUCUUGAUUUAUCUCAAAUAACAGAAGAAUAUAAGAAAAGUGAACACCAAAUCUUAAGAAAAGCUGUAAAUGUUGUUAUGCAAUCACCAAACAAGUUGAGCCCAAAGAAACCAAUCACUGGUGAUGCUAUUCAGAUUCUUCCUAAGAUAAGACUAUAAUUAAUUUGAAUAGUUGAUAAGAUUAAUUUAUAAGAAAUUAUAUUUAAAUUAUGUAGGAACGGUAAAUAUUUGUUUGAAAGGAAAUGAUUACUCUAAUAACAUUGUUUGACAUGAAACCAGUGACAUUUAUAUGGGAAUAUCUUAGCAGUAAAUAUAUUCCAUGCACUUGAAUUGUGUGAAAUCCGCCAGAUCCAGAAUGGUGAAUUUUACAGUAUACAUUUUUUUUGCUGGUAACAGUUACGUUUAACACGUUGAUGGAUACUAUUACACCUGUUUGUUACUGAUUUGUCACUACUUUUUUUCAUACAUUGCCUAUAGACGUAGUGUCACAACGCGUGGUAAAAUAUAUAUGUAACACGACAGUACGUCUAUAGGCGUAUACGUCGUAAGACGUACUGUCACAGAGUAUCAUUUUUGUAGAAUGUUAUAUGACAGUACGUCUAUAGGCGUAUACGCCUUUAGACGUACUGUCAUAUUACAUAUAUAUUUUACUACGUGUUGUGACACUACGCCUAUUUACGUUUCUGAAAUAAUAAAAAAAAUUGUUUUAUUUUAAGGUAUUUAUUAAAUUAACAAAAAAUAUUCGGUCACACUUACACCAUUAGUAGUCUUAUUAAUCAUUUCUCGAAUAUUUUAUAUUCAAGUAGUUACUAGUAAUCAUCGAAAUCUCUAAAAAAUCAACAUACUUACUGCUUAAUUUUAAGUAUUUAUUAUAUAUUUUAUAACAAAAACAAAUUAGCUUAAAUUUUCAGUCUCAAUCUAAGUCUAAAAAUAUUUAAAAUUACACAUCUUCGAGUCUUUUCAAAUCAAGUCUUAAAAUGUUACAAACCUCUAAAUAAGUAAUCAACAUACAGUGUUUAUUUUAAAACACAUUAAAUAUCAAGUUAACAGGAAUAUCUGCUCCUUUUGUACUCAAUCAGUAUCAAUAAUAAAUAAUAAAAUAGCACUUAGGUAGGUAUUUAGAUUCAACUUAUAACUAAAAUCAAAUAAUCUCAUAAAUCUCUAAGAAUUAAACAUAAAGUAACUAGUAUAACACAGCAGCUAGUUUUUUCUUAUCACAACAAUAACACUUAUCAUUAUUUAUCAUCAGUUAGAGUGAUAAGUUUUCGUGGUAACAUUCAAAGCAAGAUGGGCACAAUGGGGGUUUAUCUGGGCACCCUUUGCAACGAUAGCUCGUUUCUCGUCGAAUGGCUUUUUGGGCACAAACUUUGCAUUUCAGGAAGGCGAAUUUUUUUUUGGUUCCUGGUCGGGCUGCCAUUUGUUCGGGCCAGUGACCAUGCAUAGCAUUUGCUGUUAGAGAGACGUUUGCUUCAUGAUGUGCAGCAGACGAUUGAUUUGGACGGAAACGCCUGCUGUCAUGAAUGCUGUAUGAGUUGCUGAACAAGUCUCUUGGUUUGGAAUCUUUAAGGUCAAUCAUCACUCUGAUUAAUUCUUCUCUAUAAUGCACAAAAUGGUAAGUGUUGGCAUUAUCCUUUUUAUAUUUUCUGUACAAAAAGAAUGCAUUCCACACUGCCAUAUCUAGACAGUGAAAUAACACCUUUUUAUACCACCUUAUGGUUUUUCGAGGGCAAGAGUAAUAUGAUAUCAUCUGAUCUGAGCGAUCAAUACCGGACAUAUAUCUGUUGUAAAUUUCAACUUCAACUGGCUUCAAUCUCGAUUUGCCGAAUCUGUUUUUAACUUCCACGAUGGAGGGAUGGUUCUUAGUAGUAAUCAUCAAGACAGGACGCUUAUCCUUCCAUAUUGAAACAUAUAUUUUGUUCUUGCGUGACCAGAAGUGCUCGCCCCUUUUUAGCUUUU
Molecule: messenger RNA, 2783 nt
Organism: Pieris brassicae (large cabbage white)
Lineage: Eukaryota; Metazoa; Arthropoda; Insecta; Lepidoptera; Pieridae
Product: deoxynucleoside kinase-like
Exons: 5
Coding region: 123-986 (287 amino acids)
Biological process (GO): nucleobase-containing compound metabolic process
Cellular component (GO): mitochondrion; cytoplasm
Molecular function (GO): ATP binding; deoxynucleoside kinase activity
Source: RefSeq, a predicted model, not a curated record